This is a messenger RNA of Penicillium brevicompactum, 1056 nucleotides long. RefSeq lists its product as uncharacterized. The coding region runs from base 1 to 1056 and encodes 351 amino acids. The transcript is spliced from 2 exons. Lineage: Eukaryota; Fungi; Ascomycota; Eurotiomycetes; Eurotiales; Aspergillaceae. The record is from RefSeq and is a predicted model, not a curated record.
AUGCUGUGGACCAUUCUUCUUGUUGGUCUCUCUUUGCCCCUUUUUGCUGUGGGUGAUGUGGCCAAGGACCGCGACGAGCGCCUGAAGACGGCUGUCAUCCUCGACACCCCCACUACAGGCGCCAGCACCACGCCAGAGGGUCGAACUUUUCUCAAAUUGGCUCGAGUCGACGACACAACAGGGUCACAGGUUGUGGAGGCUGUCGGUGAUGACUACACCCUGGUCCCAUAUCCCAACGAUGAAUGGAAUUCGUGGAAUGCCAGCACCGAUAGCGCCGCCGACUCGGAGAGAAAAUACGUGGCUACCAACGCCCAGCGUCUCAUCCCUUUCAACCUCACAGCCAACGAAGUGCAACGCAUCUAUUACCUUGGUGAUGUCACCACCAGGGACGGUUCCAUCAAUGACGUACGCUUCAACGGCAAGUACGCCUACCUCACCGAAUAUACUAUCGGGUCUAUUAUCGUGCUGGAUCUGGAGACCGGCGAUGCCCGCAUGGUUCUUCGGAAACACAAAUCAACCGUUGCCUUGAUGCCCCUGUCCGCAGAAGGACAUUUCCUCCGCGCUCAAUCAACAGGCGAAUGCCAAUACAUCCACGCUGAUCAAGAAGAAGUAUCGCCAGAUGGCAAGUACUUUUACUACCAACCGGCUAUUGGUUAUAUGUGGCGUAUCGAAACCAAGUACCUCAACGAUGCCCUGAAGAAUGAUACCACAGCAGAACUUCUUCCCAACUAUGUUGAGCCGUUCUCCCUGACGCCUAGUACUGGUGGCAGUGCCAGUGAUGCAGAGGGAAAUAUCUACUACAGCGACGGCGAUCGUCAGGAAAUACGCAUUAUCGCGCCAAACGGAACAACCACCUUGUUGGUGCGUGACGAGAGGUUGCUUUGGGUUGAUGCAAUCUGGCUCGACACCAAGCAGCGUCUGUGGCUAUGUGCAUCUCAGCUCAACCGCAGCAACCGUUUCGUGCAGCCUAACAACCAGACUAUAACCAUCGAGAAGCCAAUUUACGUCUUCAACAUUGACGUGGGUCACAGCCCAUCACCAUUGGAUCAUGCCUAG